Molecule: messenger RNA, 440 nt
Organism: Cherax quadricarinatus
Lineage: Eukaryota; Metazoa; Arthropoda; Malacostraca; Decapoda; Parastacidae
Source: RefSeq, a predicted model, not a curated record
AGGUGUAGUGCGUGUGAUAUUACCCUCAACAGCUGGUAUUUUGAAAAAGAUGGUCUUCUCUUUUGUAAAAACGAUUAUUGGAAGAAAUAUGGAGAAGCCUGUCAAGACUGUGGCCAGAUCAUCACUGGUCCAGUCAUGGUCGCUGGUGACCACAAGUUCCACCCGGAAUGCUUCGUAUGUACCUCAUGUUCAGCAUUUAUUGGUGACGGAGAGUCGUAUGCUCUUGUUGAAAGAUCAAAAUUAUAUUGUGGAUUAUGCUACAAGAGACAAAUGCAGCCAUUGAACAAGUCAACAUCGUUCACCAAAGUUCCUCACAGUAUACAACUUAUUGAGCUUCCAGCAAAGUCUGAUAAUCAACGACGAAUCAAGCUUAGUGUAGACUCACGAAAGGGAUUCUCUCUGGUGGGACUUAGUAAUUGUCGAGGUCUACGCAUAGCUGA